ACACUUAAAUUUCGAGCUAGCUCUCAUUAACUUUUGCUAACUAACAGAGCAAACUUUGAAUAAACAUUAACAUAAGAGUGAACAGAGAUGCAGCCAACAUAUUUUUCUGUAACGUUAGUAUUUCACCCAAGGGUUCAAGUUUUUCCACAAGAUGGCGGCCUUUGCUUUCAUAGUAAACAUAUCCAGGCGCGGACUACACUACAAGGCCAUCAGAAGACGGUGGGUGGUCGGUGAAGUCGUGGACUAUGUCUUUGGCAUGAGAAAGUCUGGUUUAAACAGCAGCAGUCACGGUAGCUGCUCAGGGAUGUGUCCGUCUUCAGAGCACCGCCCUCAAACAUUGGACCCAGCUGCACAGAGACACCGCUGCCUGUCAGGCUGACUGAGGACCGACACAUUAACACAACUGUCCAGGACUUUGUUUGACCAAAGACACUGUAAGGAGGAAGCGUUUGGCUCGGGUUGAGAUAUGAGACUGGGCAUGACGGUGCGGGCCAAGCAGAGGGUGUAGCCACAUCUGGCAGAGAGUGCUGAAGCAAGCAGGAGCCAUCUACUGUGACUGUGGGAAGAUGGGAGAGAUAGAGGAGGAUAGGGACAAUGUUGGAAAGCUGUUUGAGAACUUCGUCCAGGCCUCGACCUGUAAGGGGACUCUUCAGGCCUUCAGUGUCCUCUGCAGACAGCUGGACCUCGACCCUGCGGACAGCAGCACCUUCUACAGCAGUCUCAAGGCGAAGGUCACCAACUGGAAGGCCAAAGCACUAUGGAGCAAGCUAGACAAGAGGAUGUCCCAUAAGGAGUACAAGAAAGGCCAGGCCUGUGAGGGCACCAGGUGCCUCAUCAUCGGAGGAGGCCCCUGCGGCCUGCGGACGGCCAUUGAACUCGCUUUGAUGGGUGCCAAAGUGGUGGUGAUCGAGAAGAGAGACUCCUUCUCGAGGAACAAUGUGCUGCACCUCUGGCCCUUCACCAUUCAUGACCUGCGGGGCCUUGGGGCCAAAAAGUUUUACGGAAAGUUUUGUGCCGGGGCCAUUGAUCACAUCAGCAUUCAGCAGCUGCAGCUGAUCCUACUGAAAGUGGCCCUGAUUGUUGCAGUGGAGUUUCACAUCAAUGUGGAAUUUGUCAAGCUGCUGGAGCCACCGGAGGAUCAGGAAAAUGAAGGGAUUGGGUGGAGGGCUGCAAUCCGACCUGCUGAUCACCCUGUGGCUAACUUUGAGUUUGACGUUGUGGUGGGGGCUGACGGACGCAGGAAUACUCUGGAAGGUUUCAAAAGGAAGGAGUUCAGGGGAAAACUGGCAAUCGCCAUCACGGCCAAUUUCAUCAACAGGAACACCACUGCAGAGGCCAAAGUGGAAGAGAUCAGCGGUGUGGCCUUCAUCUUCAACCAGAAGUUCUUUCUUGACCUCAAAGAGGAGACCGGUAUCGACCUGGAGAACAUUGUGUAUUACAGGGACAACACGCAUUACUUUGUCAUGACUGCCAAGAAACAGAGCCUGCUGGACAAGGGAGUCGUCAUUAAUGAUUACAUAGAAACCCAAAUGCUGCUGAGCAGUGAGAAUGUCAACCAGGAAGCUCUUCUGUGCUACGCCCGAGAGGCUGCUGACUUUGGCACCAACUACCAACUUCCCACGCUGGAUUUUGCCAUGAACCACUGUGGGCAGCCAGAUGUAGCGAUGUUCGACUUCACAAGCAUGCACGCCUCAGAGAAUGCUGCUCUCAUCCGGGAGAGAUUUGGACACCAGCUGGUCGUGUCACUGGUUGGUGACAGCCUGCUAGAGCCCUUCUGGCCCAUGGGGACGGGUUGCGCCAGAGGCUUCCUUGCUGCCUUUGACACGGCCUGGAUGGUGAGGAGCUGGGCUCAGGGUCGAACGGUUCAGGAAGUGCUUGCAGAGAGGGAGAGUAUUUACAGGCUACUUCCACAGACAACACCUGAAAACAUUGCCAAAAACUUUGACCAGUACACCAUAGACCCUGGGACAAGAUACCCCAACCUCAACUCUUCUUGUGUUAGGCCACACCAGGUGCGUCACUUGUACAUCAAUGGAGAGCUGAAUACCUGCUCUCUGGAGCGUGCUGCUACCAUACGCCGGCCUGUCAAUCUCAGCAGACGUGAGUCAGAGAUUAGACCGGCGAGGCUCCUCACCUGGUGCCAGAAACAGACCGAGGGCUACAGGAAUGUGGUUAUCACAGACCUGACGACUUCUUGGAAAAGUGGCAUCGCUCUCUGUGCCCUCAUCCACAGAUUCAAACCCCAGCUGAUAGAUUUUGACUCAUUAAAUGAGGAGGACCAUGCUGGAAACCUCCAGCUGGCUUUCGACAUCAGUGAGCGUGAAUUUGGGAUUCGAUCCUUCACAUCUGUGAAGGAGCUGAGUGACGAUCAGGAGCUGGAUAAGACCUGGAUGAUCACCUACCUGUCCAAAUUCUAUGAGCUCUUCCGUGGCACACCUCUACCGCCCUCAGGUUCUAGAGGAGUGGAUGAAAACAAUGAAGAUUAUCCAUCUAUAGAGGUCAGGAGUAACAAUAAUGUGCUCAAUCAUGCACUGCCCAGGAAAAGGGUACCAAAGCAUUUUCAGGAUGAAAAGAAGUCAGAUGGUACAGAUCCCAUAUACAAAAGGAGGCGGAAAUUCUGCAGUUAUUUGGAGGAGGCCACCAAUCUAUCAAGUAAUGGUUCUCCAGUGCGAGAGGACCAAGAGCCCAAAGAAAACAAAGUGCGGUCAAUGGCUAGUCAAUUGCUGGCAAAAUUUGAAAACAAACCCAACUACACCCUCCGGAGAACACAGUCUGACAGUGAGAGGUCCUCCCCGCUGCAAACUCUUGACCUGAGUGAGAUUCUGCACAUUAAACUCAGGCCUGCGGUCCCACUCCCACCUAAACCUCCUCCUGAGAUACAGUUUGAAGUCAGUCUCAGAGAAGCAGCAGAACACUUAGUCUGCCCACCUCCAAAGACCCUGCCCAAACCCAAACUGCAGCCUCAGUCCCUGCAUCCAUUUUCUGUAGUGAAACUCAGACAUGUUGAUCAAACACACGCUGAGACGAAGCCUCAGCCUGAGAGUGCAGACCCCCCUCCUCCUGCUCCUCCGUCCUGCCUCUCAGCCAUCCAGUUCAUGUCAAGAGUCCUCCAGCGCCUCAGGGAGGUGGACGAACACGUCUCUGAGAAAAAAGCUCAGACACAACAGGCUAGAGAGUUUCAGACAAAGAGCAUAAAGGAGAAAGGUGUUCACCUUAGCGGGUUGUUCUCAGGAGACGGCUCAGCUGUACUCAAGGGCGGCUCAGUACGAAGGGCGUUCCCCCCGUCUGGUGACAAGUGUCACUCAUGUGAGAGGCGGGUGUACAUGGUGGAGAGGGUCUGCACUGAGGGGCUCUACUUCCACAGGGAGUGUUUUCGCUGUUCUACCUGUGGCUCCACGCUGCGGCAGGGAGCGCAUGCCUUUGACUCCGAAGAGGGGAAAUUGUACUGCAAGCUUCAUUUCGACCAACGCAACAAUGGGACAACCCUACGAAGGAAUUUGUCUCUACGCUCAAACCGUAUUGGAGCUGGACUUCAGGAGCGAUGUGCUGAUGAUGGGCAGAGCUCUGAGUCCAGCAGCACAGCAGACCUGCAGAGUGAAUCCUCCGCAGGUACCUUCAGCUCGUUCAUAAGGAAACAGCUGAGCUGGCCCCUGAGUGUGACUCGUGCUGUGUGUCAUGCCCCCUCGUAUCUGUCCCGCCGUGUGCGUAGUACAGCACAGGCCAUUGCCGGCCACCUGAGGGACAAUGUCCAGGACUAUGCAUCCCUGUUUGAGCUACUGAGCAUGAGCUUGCCACUGCUGCUUGUUUUACAAGAGGUACUGCUGCAGAUGUACACAGAAGCUGUUCCCGAUGGGCCCGGCUCUCUACAGCCUCUGCUGCUGUGGCUGCAGGAGCAUAUAAGCCACAGGCUCAUGUAGACGCACAGCAGACUCCAGCUGACUCCAUAUCUGUCGCCGAGUGGCCCAUUAGCUGGAGCGUUCUCAUCUUGUUAUCAUUUGUAGCCGUGCACGAGCACCUUUUAUUGUUUACUUGCCUUUAAUGAUGAUACUGUAUUGGAUGUACUUAAGCCAAAGACAAGAUGCAACAUUUGGGAAAAUUUGUCAAAAUGAAAGCUGCACCAAAUAAUGUUGCCAUGCGUCUGAAUUGGAAACUGUACAGUACCUAUCAGAUGUAUAAACAGGCCACAGUCAGUGCAUUAGAGACUCGAGACUGCUGAGACGUCGGAUCAUCGUUGCUGUAGAACUCAACCUUUUACAAACUGUUUGGGAAGAAUGGAUCCUGCAGUUGAAAUAGUUUAACUCAGGUUAUGACUGACCGACUUGAUGCACUUUAUGUUUGACAACUGCCUUGUCGUCGCAGUAAACUGUCACACUAGAGAAAAGCCUGAAAAUCCAGGCAGGUUUUCUUUUGACUAUACAUAUGUGCUCCUGACAUAUGUUUUUUUUUUUUAAAUUUUUAUUCUAUAUGCAGGUAUGUGUGUUUUACACACGUCAGCAGUUUGCUGAUAACCUUUAUUUACCCUGACCGCUCUGUUUACUUUCAUGAACCGUUUUUUCUAUUGAUUUUUCCUUGGAUAAACCCAAAGAAUCUCUUUGGACACUAUGCUCUUGUGAGUUUCCUUCUCAGUAUUUACUUGGACUUUGCUGCCAUCUACUGUCGACUCUCAGAAAAAACCAUGAGGACAAAAGGAGACGUUCUUGUAUGCAAUUACAGACAGACACGUUUUGAAUAAUUGAUUCAUGAAAGAUUUAACUGUAGACAAUAGAAGCUGGCAAGCAUGCUGUGGUGUGUGUGUGUGUGUGUGUGUGUGUGUGUGCUUGCCACUCUUGCCUUCAUUUUAAAGCGUGUUGUUAGAAAAUCAACUGCAAACCUCCGACUGGAAGCCACGCAGUCGCUUCCUGUUCAAACACACUACACAAUCUAAUGAUGCUUAUGAAGCACUUUAGAGUUUCAGAGUUGUAUUGUUUUUCUUUAUAGAAUACUUUAAAAUGUUAUCAGCUUUUAUUCUAAGAGUUUACGGCAUGAUGUGCUGGAUUUGCAAUAAGAGCUACCUAAGUGUUGAUGUUGAAUCUGCUGCAUGUAAUAUGAGUCACAUGUCUGGUUUACAGUGCAGUGGCGGGGUGGAAGAUAUCAGUGUUCUGCUUUUGAAUACCAAAGAACUUGUUUCCAUUCACACUCACUGGACAUUUGUUUUAUAAAAACUGUAACACAAGAUGAAAAUCAUGCAAACUGUAUCGUGAUGGUGCCAACAUACAGGUAUCAUCUUCUUUAUGACUGUCAGUAUCUUGUUCUCAUAAACGUUUUCUACUUUCA
Messenger RNA from Acanthopagrus latus (yellowfin seabream), 5313 nucleotides. RefSeq names its product microtubule associated monooxygenase, calponin and LIM domain containing 2a (gene mical2a). Gene Ontology annotation, molecular function: FAD binding; protein binding. The record is from RefSeq and is a predicted model, not a curated record. Lineage: Eukaryota; Metazoa; Chordata; Actinopteri; Spariformes; Sparidae. The transcript has 24 exons. The coding region runs from base 567 to 3917 and encodes 1116 amino acids.